Molecule: messenger RNA, 652 nt
Organism: Tachyglossus aculeatus (Australian echidna)
Lineage: Eukaryota; Metazoa; Chordata; Mammalia; Monotremata; Tachyglossidae
Product: 40S ribosomal protein S6-like
Exons: 4
Coding region: 23-652 (209 amino acids)
Biological process (GO): translation
Cellular component (GO): ribosome
Molecular function (GO): structural constituent of ribosome
Source: RefSeq, a predicted model, not a curated record
UCAAGCUGGGGCGGUGGGAGCCAUGAAGCUGAACAUCUCCUUCCCAGCCACAGGCUGCCAGAAGCUCAUCGAGGUGGACGAUGAGCGGAAGCUGCGCACCUUCUACGAGAAGUGGAUGGCCACCGAGGUCCCGGCCAACUCCCUGGGCGAGGAGUGGAAGGGCUACGUGGUCCGCAUCAGUGGCGGCAACAACAAGCAGGGCUUCCCCAUGAAGCAAGGGGUCUUCACCCACGACCGUGUCCAUCUGCUGCUCAGCAAGGGCCACUCUUGCUACCGCCCCCGGAGGACCGGCGAGCAGAAGCGCAAGUCCGUGCGUGGCUGCAUUGUGGACGUCAACCUGAGCGUGCUCAACUUGGUCAUCGUGAAGAAAGGCUCGCAUCUCCUCCUGAAGAGUGGUGACAUAAACGUGGUGGAAGACAACACAGCGAUGGUGAAAAAAUCAAUAACCAUUGGGGGUGACAGUCUUUGCAGAAUGAAGGAAAUGGGUUUUGUGUUAAAAUCAAAACAGAAGAAUGAUAAAAAGGCCCCCAAAGGUAGCACGGUGGUAGUCUCGGGCAGUGAGCAUGCGUUUAUCUGCUCCUAUGUGUGUGUGGUCUCUUCUCCUAAUUUAUUUGCACUUCAACCCAUUGGGAUCAAACUGCAAUCCCUGUAG